UGCCAAAUUUCCGCCUACGCAGUUCGCGCCAAAAAUAGAAACCCACACGGUUACGAGAAACAGCUUCGAACUUUACGCGUGGACUCAUUCAACUGAAAAUAAGCUGAAAAUGCGUGAAAUUGUGCAUUUGCAGGCGGGGCAAUGUGGCAAUCAGAUAGGAUCGAAGUUUUGGGAAAUAAUAUCAGACGAACACGGCAUCGACCCGAAGGGGCACUACAUCGGGGACAGCGACCAGCAGCUGGAGAGGAUACAAGUUUACUACAAUGAGGCUUCGGACGGCAAGCGCUUCGUCCCGCGCGCGGUGCUGGUGGACCUGGAGCCGGGCACGAUGGACGCGAUCCGCUCCUCCGCGUACGGGAACCUGUUCCGACCGGACAACUUCGUGUUCGGACAGAGCGGCGCUGGCAACAACUGGGCUAAGGGCCACUACACUGAGGGCGCCGAGCUGAUUGAAUCAGUUAUGGACGUCGUCAGGAAGGAGUCUGAGGCUUGCGACUGUCUUCAGGGCUUCCAGCUAACCCACUCGCUGGGCGGCGGCACGGGCUCGGGGCUCGGCACGCUGCUGCUGGGCAAGCUGCGCGAGGAGUACCCCGACCGGAUCGUGAACACGUUCAGUGUUAUGCCUUCGCCUAAGGUAUCCGACACAGUAGUGGAGCCCUACAACGCCACACUCUCCGUGCACCAGCUCGUAGAGAACACGGACGAGACGUUCUGCAUCGACAACGAGGCGCUGUACGACAUCUGCUUCCGGACGCUGCGGCUCAGCUCGCCUACUUACGGGGAUUUGAAUCAUUUGGUUUCUCUCACAAUGUCCGGAGUGACCACGUGUCUGCGCUUCCCGGGUCAGUUGAACGCUGAUCUAAGGAAACUCGCCGUCAACAUGGUGCCUUUCCCGAGAUUGCACUUCUUUAUGCCAGGUUUUGCCCCACUAACAGCUCGCAACAGUCAAGCUUACAGAGCUCUCACGGUUCCCGAAUUAACGCAACAGAUGUUCAGCCCCGUGAACAUGAUGGCGGCGUGCGACCCGCGGCACGGCCGCUACCUCACCGUGGCCGCCAUCUUCCGCGGACGCAUGAGCAUGAAGGAGGUGGAUGAACAGAUGCUGUCUAUACAGGACCAUAACUCCAGUUACUUCGUGGAAUGGAUCCCCAACAACGUCAAGGUGGCGGUGUGUGACGUGCCGCCGCGCGGGCUCAAGAUGGCCGCCACGUUCGUCGGCAAUACCACCGCCAUACAGGAGAUCUUCAAGCGCAUCUCCGAACAGUUCGUCGUCAUGUUCCGGAGAAAGGCGUUCCUGCACUGGUACACGGGCGAGGGCAUGGACGAGCUCGAGUUCACGGAGGCCGAGAGCAACAUGAACGACCUCAUCUCCGAGUAUCAGCAGUACGAGGUAUGA
Messenger RNA from Plutella xylostella (diamondback moth), 1396 nucleotides. Its product is annotated as tubulin beta-2 chain. Gene Ontology annotation, cellular component: microtubule. Gene Ontology annotation, molecular function: GTP binding; GTPase activity; structural constituent of cytoskeleton. The record is from RefSeq and is a predicted model, not a curated record. Lineage: Eukaryota; Metazoa; Arthropoda; Insecta; Lepidoptera; Plutellidae. Gene Ontology annotation, biological process: microtubule-based process.